Messenger RNA from Diabrotica balteata, 737 nucleotides. The record is from the annotation of a GenBank genome assembly. Lineage: Eukaryota; Metazoa; Arthropoda; Insecta; Coleoptera; Chrysomelidae.
AUGAAAUUGAUACUUCUAGUGAAAGUCUACAAGAUUCCAACAUUCAACAAGAUUACUCCAAAAAAAAUGAGACAAAUUUGCAAAGAAAAGAAUGUUAUGGAAUCGUUGCAAGAUAUUCCUAAAGUUCCUUCACACUAUUGUAGAGCAUGUACUAGCAGAAUAUAUGUUGACAACAGUAUCAUAACAACAAAUAACAUGUAUAGACUAUAAAUAAAGAAUGGUGCGAUGAUAGAAAGCAGUCAGUUGCUCAUAUUAAGUUGUUUAAAGUUGUUUUAGAAGCAGAGAAAAUUGGCAUACAUAAUAAGCAAAGGAAAGAUCAAUGUGAUACGUGCGUUGCACAUAAAAUGAAGACAAUAAGUACUAAAGAUUAUGAUCAGCACAUGUCAAAGCAGAAAGAAGGAAGACGAGCAAAAGAGUUAUUAAAAAAUAGCGCAAAUUCUGAAAAAUUGGUUCUCACAGUUGAUAUUCAAAGUUUCUUAACGUGCCCAAAAGUAUUAGCUUUCCAAUCGUAUUAUAAGCUCAAACUCCAAGUACACAACUUCACCAUUUAUUCUCUAAAUGAUAAAGAUGUCCAGUUGUACGUUUGGUAUGAAGCAAAUAGUGGAGUCAGUAGCAAUGAAUUUACAUCUUGUCUUAUAGAUUAUAUAAAUAAUAUUCCUGCUAACUAUCAAACUCUUGUAUUCAUCUCAGAUGGAUGCAACUUCCAAAAUCGAAAAAGAACUCUGGGUAGUGCUUUA